This is a messenger RNA of Dryobates pubescens (Downy woodpecker), 1409 nucleotides long. It is a transcript of the gene PTP4A2, whose product is annotated as protein tyrosine phosphatase 4A2. The record is from RefSeq and is a predicted model, not a curated record. The transcript is spliced from 6 exons. Gene Ontology annotation, molecular function: protein tyrosine phosphatase activity. The coding region runs from base 886 to 1389 and encodes 167 amino acids. Gene Ontology annotation, cellular component: nucleus. Lineage: Eukaryota; Metazoa; Chordata; Aves; Piciformes; Picidae. Gene Ontology annotation, biological process: protein dephosphorylation; positive regulation of cell migration.
GCGGGGAGGGGAGGGAGCGGCCUGUGCGCGAGAAGCCGUCUGGCGGCGCGCGGGCUCUCGCGUCUCUCCGCGCGGACAGGUCGAGCUCGGUUCCAGCCCCGACCAGGGCCCCGCAGCCGCCGCGCCGGGCUCGUCGCUACCGCCGCCGCCUUCCCCCCGCCUCCCUUCUCCCGCCCCUUCUCGCUCCUUCCCGUCCCCCCGGCCCGGUGUGUGGGAGGCGCCGGGCCCGCUCGGAAGAACGCCGACGCGCUCAAUGCCCAGGGUCUUCUGUUGGAAUAUACGUCGCACAUUUAUGGCGAUUCUGAGCGUGAGGGCAGACUUCUGCCAGGCCCAGCACAGCAUCCUGGCUGACAAGUGAGCUGAGUGCAAGGGGCUUCUGCGUGCCAUAAUUCUUUUGCCUUGAAGACUCCAGACACAGCGAACCCACUCAAAUAUAUGGGAUAUCUUCUGCCCAUUGGAAGCAUAUUCCUUUUACUGACUCUAGCAAAACUAAGCCUCAAGAAAACAAAGUGGAGAGAAAAUCUGCCCUUACUUUUUUUUGCCUCACCAGUGCCUAAAUGUAGAGCAGGCUGCCUAGUCUUGCAUGUAGUCAGAGCUGUUGGGAGUCUGAAGGAUACCACCUGCAGUAACUGAGGCUGAAGUUGAGCUCAAGAGGAUCCUGAAGCAAACCUGCUUUUCUGGAAGCAAAUUCUUUAAGGAACAAACACGUCAAAGCAAGCUCUGAUCAAUCCCAGGCAUUUUAGUGGUCUCUCUCUCUCCUUUUUUUUUUUUGAUGUUUUCUGCUGUGAAACGUUUCUAAGGUUAUUGAUUUUUAUUUUUUUCCCCUUUUUUUCAUAUUUUUUUCCUUUUUUUGGGCCCCUUUACACAUUUUUUUCCUUUGCCAUUAUGAACCGUCCAGCCCCCGUGGAAAUUACUUACGAGAAUAUGCGUUUCCUGAUCACUCACAACCCAACCAAUGCAACCCUCAGCAAGUUCAUAGAGGAGCUGAAGAAGUACGGAGUGAGAACCUUGGUGCGAGUUUGCGAUGCCACUUACGAUAAAGCCCCUAUCGAAAAAGAAGGAAUCCAGGUUCUAGACUGGCCCUUUGAUGAUGGAGCACCACCCCCCAAUCAGAUAGUUGAUGACUGGCUAAACCUGCUGAAAACCAAAUUCCGCGAAGAGCCUGGAAGCUGCGUGGCUGUGCACUGUGUGGCAGGGUUGGGAAGGGCUCCUGUACUGGUUGCACUUGCUCUCAUUGAAUGUGGAAUGAAGUACGAAGAUGCAGUUCAGUUUAUAAGGCAGAAGAGGAGGGGAGCUUUCAAUUCCAAACAGCUGCUUUACCUUGAGAAAUACCGGCCCAAGAUGCGAUUACGCUUCAAAGACGCCAACGGUCACUGCUGUGUUCAAUAAAACAAACACAACCCCCCCCC